Molecule: messenger RNA, 300 nt
Organism: Cladophialophora carrionii CBS 160.54
Lineage: Eukaryota; Fungi; Ascomycota; Eurotiomycetes; Chaetothyriales; Herpotrichiellaceae
Exons: 1
Coding region: 1-300 (99 amino acids)
Source: RefSeq, a predicted model, not a curated record
AUGCGAGCCCAACCUCACUCUGCUUCGGCGGUCCAUCACCAUGGCACCCAAGACACGAUUGUCUACGCCGUCAGCGGGUAUGGCUCACUGGUAUCCUCCUCUGGCGAGACCAAAGACGGCCCAUUUGGUGAUGUGAGACAGGAUCUCAAGCCCGGAGAUUGGGCUUUGAUCCCGGCGUAUAGGGAACAUCAAGAAGUGAAUGAUGGAGACGAGGAGGUCGUUUGGGUUAUCGUCAGGGCACCAGAGGGUGUGCCUGUGGUGGAGAAUCUGAAGGAUUGGGGAGAAAGCUUGAAGGCGUAG